AUGACUUUGGCUCGAGUCAAGUUGAUGAUCACUUCAGAUAAAAAAGACUUAAAUUUGGAAUCAGUUCAAAUCAUUUCGCGCUCCGAGAAGAUCGAAAACCCCAACGAGAGUCUGCUUAUACCGGAAUGGUUAAACAGGGCGAAGUUUGAGUUCUUGCUCGCAAGGGAUGAGCCUGAUUAUAGUAAGAUUCUCCAGUUUACUCCAGUGGCCGCUGUUUCGCCAGGAUGCAAUUUCACAUCGGUCAUGGUGCGUGUUUACUUGGAUUUAGAAAUGAAGGACGGAACUCAAUUAAGAAAGUCGUAUGUGGUCAAGACCACCCUGAGUUUAGAUAAGGGCGGAAAGAAAGUGAAUGAGAUGCGGUUCUUCCAUAAGGAGCAGCAGAUGUACUCCACUUAUUUACCGGAGUUUGAGAAAAUAUAUCGUGAGGCUGGACAUCCUGUGCAGCUGAUGCCAAAGUGCUUGGAAAUCGGAGAGGUCGAGAGAAAUCUCUACUUCAUCUUUGAGGAUCUUUCAGCCCAGAACUAUAAGAGUACGGAUCGAACCAAGGGGGUGAAUAUGGAGCAUAUGCGACUGUCUCUUCGGAAGUUGGCUGAACUGCAUGCCGCCAGUGCGAUCUACAAAGAUCGCCAUGGGCCCUACCACACUGACUUUUAUCAUGGAUUCGUCAAGAAGGACAACCUUCAGCUUAACCUGAAUAGGUUUAAAACAAAGGCUACGGAAUACAAUGAAGCCAUGAAAACUUGGGGAAUGGAUGACAUCUCAUAAAUUUAAUUACAGCCCACUACAGAGCAGUUUGGCAAUCUUUGUUUGGAAUACCUCAAUGUAGAUCCCCAGGAUUUCAAUGUCCUCACUCAUGGCGACUUUACUGCCAGCAAUAUUCUAUACAAGUACGAUGAAAAUGGCGCUCUUAGUGAGGCCGUUCUACUGGACUUUCAGAUCUGCAAAUGGGCAAGUCCGGCUCAGGAUCUGCUAAUGAUGAUAACCGUUUCCGCCGAGAAGGAUUUGCGCUAUCGGGAAUUCGAUAAUUUUGUGAGAAUCUACUGGGAAUAUCUCAUCGAAUGCUUGAGAGUGCUGAAGUACGAAAAGCCGCUUCCCCAACUGAGGGAGCUACAAUCUGCCAUCUAUAAGAAAAACAACACAUUCUGUGCUUUCUUUUCCGUGUUUAGUCACUUACCUAGCCAUUUGCUGCCCCCUUGUAAGGAAAGUAACCUGCAUACCCUUAAUUCAAAGGAUGAGGAGGGCAGGAAGUUUCGAAACCGAUCCUACACAAAUCCAGCCUUUGUGGAAGUCAUCAGAGAGUUGUAUCCCGUCUGCUGCAGCCGCGGUCUCUUUAAUUUCGAAGACUUUGACUGAUCGCAAGUUUAUUCAUCUUCCACUGCAUCUUGCACUCGAUUCUAUAAAAUAAAUUGUGUGCGAAUAUUGAUUCUGGUUUUUUCAAGAUUUACGUGGCGAAUGUCGCGACUGCAUUACAAUUGAAAGCGGGAGACCUUGAAAUAG
Drosophila subpulchrella is the source of this 1497-nucleotide messenger RNA. RefSeq lists its product as uncharacterized. The record is from RefSeq and is a predicted model, not a curated record. NCBI's taxonomy places the organism in Eukaryota, Metazoa, Arthropoda, Insecta, Diptera, Drosophilidae. The transcript is spliced from 4 exons.